CUGGACCAGUUUAACCUAAGUGAAAGAACAAGAAAAAAGAAUGAUUGAAUAAACAGAGAGAGAAAGAGAAAGCCAAGUUGGGUCAUCGAUCGAACCAGCUUCGGCACUAGUUUACUUGCCGAACCUCAAACUCAAAACCCUCAUCAAACAAACACACGCACACCACAACGCCACCACCAAAUGGAAGACGAUGACGAGUUCGGAGAUUUGUACACCGACGUUCUCCGCCCCUUCGCUAUCUCCGACCACCACUCUCCUCAACCGACCACCACCAUCGAUCUCAACCAGAUCCCCUCCGCCGCGCCCCACGAUACACCCCCGCCCUCCACCAAUCAAAACCAACCUGGAUCACCCGAGAUUGCUCCCGAAUUACCACCUAGGGUUUCACCUCAACCCGACCCGGUUGAAGCUCUCAACGAUGGCGGCGGGGAGGAGGCUGGUGAUGAUGCUGCAGCAAACGCAAUCGAUCCGAUGGAUCGAGACGUGAAGUUCGACAUCGAGGAGGAUGACGGAGGUGGUGCUGCCUUAGAGCCGGUUAUCCCUGGACUUUCAGGCGGGGAUGCUAUGGAUGUGGAUGGCGGUACUGCCGGCGGCGGCGGGGGAGGUGAGGGCGAUGAUUGGGACAGUGACAGCGAGGAUGAUUUGCAGAUAGUGUUGAACGAUGACAACCGCAUGGCUAUGGAAAGGGGAGGGGUGGUGGAUGAUGAUGACGAGGAUGAAGAUGGAGGGCUUGUGAUUGUGGCGGGUGGUGAUCCGAGUCAGGGCUUGGAGGAGCAAGAUUGGGGAAACAAUGCGACGCUAGUGGCGGACGGCGAGGGGAAGGACGCUGCGGAAUUGGCAAAGAAUGCUGCUGCUGUUGGUGGUGGCGGUGUGGCUGCGGUGCCCAAAAUUGGGUAUGGUGGUCAUGGGUAUCAUCCGUUUCAUUCCCAGUUUAAGUAUGUAAGGCCUGGUGCAGCACCAAUUCCUGGAGCUACUACAUCUUCUCUAGGAGGGCCUCCUGGUCAGAUUCGUCCCCUUGCUAUCGUGGCUGGUCGUGGCAGAGGGGAGUGGAGACCACCUGGAAUAAAAGGGGCUGCAGGGCGUGGUCCUGGACUACCUGGUUGGGGCAAUAAUGCAGCAGGGCGUGGUUUUGGUGGGGGAUUGGAAUUCACACUUCCUUCGCACAAGACUAUAUUUGAAGUUGAUAUUGAGAAUUUUGAAGAGAAACCAUGGAAAUAUCCCAAUGUUGAUGUAUCAGAUUUUUUCAACUUCGGUUUGAAUGAGGAUAGCUGGAAAGAUUAUUGCAAACAACUGGAGCAACUACGCCUGGAGUCUACAAUGCAAAGCAAGAUCCGUGUUUAUGAGAGUGGGCGAACAGAGCAGGAAUAUGAUCCAGAUUUGCCCCCUGAACUAGCUGCAGCUACCGGUAUACAUGAUGUUCCUGUUGAAAAUGCUAGUUUUGUAAAGUCAGAUGUUGGGCAAAGUGAUGUUAUGAAAGGUUCUGGACGUGUGCGACCACCACUACCGACUGGUAGAGCAAUACAGGUGGAAGGUGGCUAUGGCGAACGUCUACCUUCAAUUGAUACCCGGCCCCCUCGAAUUCGUGAUUCAGAUGCAAUCAUUGAGAUUGUUUUGCAGGAUGCAGAAGACGAUGAUUCUUCUGCAGGAGAUGGUGUCCAAGAUCAACCAGUGGGUGGAGAGCCCAUGAAAGAAGAUUUUAGAGAAGACCAUGUAGCUAGAGACGAGAUUCCAAGAUUGCAGCCUGAGUAUUUUGAUGGUUUUCCACAGGAUUAUGAUAGUCGAAAGAAAGAGCUUGCAGGAAGAAGAAUGCCAUUUAUGAAGUCCAGUCCUGCUAACUUACCUGAUGAAGAUGAAAAAAUGUUCUUCCCACCAGAAGAGCCAACCGAAUACUCUGGUUCAAGGGGACAAAAUCCUAGGUCCCAUAGUGGCAAUUUCAGCUCCUCGCGGGAGGAAAGGAAGAAGGAAAGAAGAGGGCGUAGUCAUUCUCCUAUUAGCCCUAUUCGAAAAUUAACAACUGAUGACAUUAAGAAAGCAGAGUCACUUGAAAGCAUGGAAGGAAGACAUAGCAGACUUUUGGCAUCUCCUUUUCGCAAGGAUACAAGGGACUCCAGUGUGGACGACAAAGACACUGAGCUUGAGGACACUGGGACUGCUAAUGGAAGUUCCAGAUUGGAAAAAGAGGAAAUGGAUUUAAAUGCAGUAGACAAAGUAGAUACUCUCGAGGAUGGGAUAGAAAAGAAACAGAAAUUAACAUCUGAAGUUGAGCAACCUUUGCUUGAUGAGGUUGAUGAUUGGGAGGACUCAAAAACUGCCAGAAGCAGUGAUAACAGCAAAGCAAGAUCAGCGGGAAGCAGGGAUAACCAGAAGCAGCGAGAGAGUCUCGAUGAAGAAGUAGUUCAGGAUCCAAGAUCAGCACAGGUGGAUAGCAUAAGACAACCCCCUGAUGAAAAUGAGCAGGGAUUCCAUAGAAGAGAGCGUGACGGAAAGCAAGAACCUGAGAGAAAUCGCAUGGUACUUAAAGGUAGAGAGGGAUCAUACCCUUACAAGGAUCGGCAUCGUAGCUCAGUUCACGCAAAUACUGAUGGAUUUGAUAGACAAAAAGAUAGGGACAAUUCUGACAUGGAUUGGGCAGGGAGAGAUGAUGACCUCUUUAGCAGAAGGGUUAGAAAUGAUGAACCUAGAAAGAGGGAUAGAGCUAAGGUUCGAGAAAAUGAAAGAAAUAACAAAGAAGAUAGCCUUCAUUCUAGAAAACAGUUAGAUAAUGGUAGCUACAGGGUUCCUUAUGAUAAGGAUAUUGGGCCAAGAGACUCUAGACACAGGGAAAGAGAUGAGGGCUUGAGGAUUAGGUAUGAAGCUGUGGAUGAUUACCAUGGCAAGAGGAGGAGGGACGAGGAAUAUCUUAGGAGGGAGCAUAUUGACAAAGAAGAAAUUUUGCAUGGAUAUAGAGAAAAUGCUAGUCGGCGCAGACGAGAAAGAGAUGGACUAUUGGAUCCACGGAAGAGAGAUGAACUACAAAGAAGUAGAGAUUACCCUGAUGAUCAAUAUGCUGGUAGGCUGAAAGAUGAUACCUGGCUACUGAGGGAGAGGGGUGAUAGGCCAAGAGAUAGGGAGGACUGGCAUCGGAUGAAACAGCCCCAUGAAGAACACCUACCCAAACGGGAAAGAGAAGAAGGACGGGCUUCUUUAAGAAGCGGAAGAGGAAGCGAUGAAAAAGCUUGGGUUGGGCAUGUUAGUGCUAAAGAUGAGCAGAAAUUUUCUGAGAAAGAAUACCAAGGCAGAGAAGUAGUGAGACACAAUGAUCAAUUGAAGAGGAGGGACCGAAUUCAGGAUGAAAGUCCACAUCAUAAGGGGCGUGAUGAUGCUUAUACCCGUGGAAAUCAAUAUGCCACUGAUGAAAAGCGAUCUAGGCAGGAAAGGUCAAGUAGUCGUGGUGAUCAUGUUGCUAAUGCUUCAGAUAACCAGAGAGCUCAUGAGAGAAAACAUAAAGAGGGCUCAAGGAAAAGCAAAGAACGUGAUGUUAGUGAUCUUAAUAGCUUAGGCCUGGCCAAGAAAAGCCAAGAAAUUCAAAGUGGUUCGUCCAAUGAGAAGUUUCUCUUCGUGAAGGGUUUGAAAGCAUCUGGCAAUGAAGACCGUGCUCAGCGAGAAAUCCCCGGGCAUCGCAUGUCCAGAAAACAUCAGGAUGGCAUGUCCUCAGAUGAUGAACAGCAUGAUUCCCGCAGAGGACGUUCUAAAUUGGAACGCUGGACAAGCCAUAAGGAAAGAGAUUUCAGUAUCGGCAAGUCCUCUUCUUCCUUGAAGUUCAAAGUCCCUGAGAAGGAUAAUGAUGAUGGCUCUUCUGAAGCUGGGAAACCUGUAGAUGAGUCUGUUAAAACAGUUGAUGUUGAUAAUCAGCAUCUCUCGUCAGCUGAAGCAAAGGAAUCUGCAGAUUUAGAGAGUAGGGAUGCGGAUAGAAAAGAUUCAGGGGAUCAGCGCCUAGACACAGUUGAGAGGUUGAAGAAGCGUAGUGAGCGGUUCAAGCUUCCAAUGCCAAGUGAAAAAGAGGCCAUUGUUAUAAAAAAGUUAGAGAGCGAACCACUGCCUUCUGCCACCCAAAGUGAAACUCCAGUGGAGACGGAGGUCAAACAAGAGCGGCCAGCCCGAAAAAGGAGGUGGAUCAGUAGCUAAAUGAGAAAUCUGGGGCCUUAGUUAUCAUCAGUUUCAGUGCAGCCUUGGGAAAUUUCUGCUUGGCCUGAUGUUUUGACAAUAUAUAGAACCCUGCAAGUCAGCCAUGCUUAGUAAAUCUCAUGUUGAAAAUGGCUUUAGGGUUUGGGAUAUUUUGUGUACUUGAGUAAUGCCAUAUUGUAACCAUACUACUACUACCUAUACAUUUACUGUACACUGUAUAUACAGGUAAAAUGUAAAACAUGAACUGGUCACUACAGGUGGCACAUCAUUUUGGUGUGGAAUGGCUCUUACCUGGAUGAUCUACCCAGAUUGGCAUGGCCGUUGAGGCCGUUGAGCAGCUUCCUCUUGUGGUCUGGCAUGGCCAAGUUCUUGGAAACGAGGAACAUCUUCAAGACACGUCCAAUGAAAUGCUGCUUGCUUCCCAACCAUGUGUUUUAGUUUAAUUAUACAUGCCAUGAAUUAUUUUUUUCCUUGUUGUAGACGGUUAGCAAGCACUGAUUAUUCAUUUUUCCUAUAA
Molecule: messenger RNA, 4681 nt
Organism: Lotus japonicus
Lineage: Eukaryota; Viridiplantae; Streptophyta; Magnoliopsida; Fabales; Fabaceae
Product: FIP1[V]-like protein
Exons: 9
Coding region: 181-4164 (1327 amino acids)
Biological process (GO): mRNA processing
Source: RefSeq, a predicted model, not a curated record